UGAACCGAAAUUUCCAUCAACUUGGGUUGAAUUAUAACUCGAUUCUUCAGCUUAGUUACAGACAGCAGACUCUCUCCUGCUCCAACUCAAGAAAUGAGAAUUCCCAAAUUCUUCUCUUCAAAUUUCAAACACCACAAAAAUCCCACCAUCAAGAUCCAUUCCUCUCAUCUCUCUUCUCGUCCCAAAUCCUCAAACAAACGCUCACACCCUCGCAAAAGCUCAGGCUCCAAAAAACCCAACCCUAAAAACCCCUCUCCUUCAUUUUUCCAGAGGAUUACAGAGCUGGUUGGCUCUGAAGACCCUGCGUUCUCUUUCUCUAACGAAGCAAGGGUCAACAAUCCAAGCACUCCAACUGUUUGUCGAAUUGCCCGAGAGAGUUCAAGUCUUCCAAAUUCCAAUCAGUUAGAAAAAGCCCAUGUGGACAGUUCAAGUUUGGUUGAUGUUAGCCCAAUUGUUCAUAGGAUCACUGAGGUUUUACGCUCUGAUAAUACCCAAAUUCCCAUAGAGCAGAGGUUGGAUGAAAUGGAUGUUGAAUUGAGUGCCGAGAUCGUGGAGAAAGUGCUGAAGAGAUGCUUCAAAGUUGGGCAUUUGGCUCUUACGUUCUUCAACUGGGUCAAGCUCCAACCCGGGUUUUCUCACAUUACAGAGACUUACAAUACGAUGAUUUAUAUAGCCGGAGAUUCUGGAGAUAUUGAUUUGGUUGAGAAAUUGGCAGGUGAAAUGGAUGAAGAGUCUUGUUUGAAGAAUAUAAAGACCUGGACCAUUCUCAUUUUGUAUUAUGGAAAGGCGAAGAAGAUAAGCAAAGCAUUGAGUUCUUUUGAGGAAAUGAGAAAAUCGGGUUGCAAACUUGAUAGUGAAGCUUAUGAAGCAAUUAUUCGGGCUCUGAUUAACGUAGGGAAAAGUGAGCUUGCAAUGGAGUUUUACAAUGAAAUGAAGUCUAGAAAUAUUGAAGUUAUUGAUAUUAAACUCUAUGAGUUACUUAUGAAUUGUCUUUGUAGGUCAGGGGAUAUAGCUGGUGCUCGAGGGGUUGGAGAUGACUUGAUUAAGAGUAUGAAAGUAUCAGCGAAUGAGGGUUAUGCUCGUAUUUUGAGAAGUUUUUGUGUUUCAGGAAAGACUGAUGAAGCGCAAGCGCUUUUGGAGGAAACAAAAAAGGAAAAUGUGGUGAUUGAUUCAAAGGCUUCAGAAAUCUUGCUGAAAGGGCUCUGUAGAGCAAGCAGAAUGGAUGAAGCUAUGAAAGUUGUAGACAGUAUAAAACAGCAUUCACCACUUGACAGUAAAAUUUAUAGCAUUCUCAUUGAUGGGUUAUUGAGAGAUGGCGAUAUUUUAAAGGCCCUAACUUUGUUGCAUGAUAUGAGAGAAUUCAAAUGUGUUCCCUUGGUCUCAACCUAUACGCAAAUAAUCCAGUGUCUCUUUAGGUCAAAUGAAUAUGACAAAGCAUGUGAAAUUUAUGAGGAGAUGAUUGAAAAUGGCAUAAAACCAGAUGUCGUAGCAACCACAGCUAUGAUUGCUGGCCACAUUCAGCAUAAUUGUGUUUCUGAAGCUUGGGAGGUUUUUGGGAGCAUGAACAAGAAAGGUAUAAACCCUACUUCAAAAGCCUACUCGGUUUUCAUCAAAGAACUUUGUAAAGCAUCAAAGCCUGAUGAAGCUUUGAAGCUUCUGAAUGAAAUGGUAGCUUCUAACUUAAACCCAACUGAUGACAUUUGUGAUUUUGUUGUUUCAUCUCUUACGAGAAUUGGUGAAAUAGAGAAGGCAAAUAUCGUCAAAGAGAUGUCUAAAUCUUUCAAAUUCAGUAAUAGCCUACAGGCUAAAAGGGUAUAUCAAUCAAUUGAUGAUAAGCCCAUCCAAAGAGAGCAUGAUGUGAAAAAUUACUCAUCCAAUGAGGAUAGUUUAAAACCUAAGGAGUACAAGGACGAAGAUCUUAAAGUAUUGUGCAGAAUUUUAUCCUCUUCUACUGAUUGGAAUUCUAUAGAAGAAUUUCUCGAGAAAAGUACUAUUCAUUUCACCUCUGAACUUGUAGUGGCAGUUCUUAAUAGUUGCCAGAGACAUGGCCAUGCUUCUUUAAAAUUCUUCUCCUGGCUAAGGAAAGAAAUCAGGCACACAACCGAGACAUACAAUUUGGCUAUCAAAAUUUCAGGCAGUGCAAAAGAUUUCAGGCGUAUGAGAGAGCUCUAUAGAGAAAUGAAGAGGAACCGCUGCUCAAUAACAGCAAACACAUGGACCAUUAUGAUAUCUCAAUAUGGUCAAGCCGGUCUCACUGAGAUUGCUCUAAAUACUUUCAGAGAAAUGAAACAUGAAGGGUUUCAACCAAAUGCUAGCACUUUCAAAUACUUAAUUGUGUUUCUCUGCGGAAAGAAAGGGCGAAAGCUUGAAGAAGCCCAGAAAAUAUUUGAAGAGAUGGUUCAUGAAGGAUUCAUGCCAGAUAGAGAAACAACAGAUAUCUAUCUGUCUUCUUUAUGUGAAUCAGGGAAGCUUAUAGAUGCCAGGAGAUGUAUUAAAUCUUUAAUCAAGAAAGGAUUCACAAAGCAGCUCGGUUACUCAUUGCUUGUUAAGGGUUUAUGCCGAGCUGGAGAAGUAGAAGAAGCUCUUUUAGAUGUCAAGGCAAUGGAGAAUGAUGGAUGCACAAUUGAUCAGUUUAUUUAUGGAAGUAUUGUUCAUGCUUUAUUGAGAAAGGGGAAAUUGAAUGAAGCAUUUGACCAAGUGGAGGAAAUGAGAAGAGCAGGUAUUAAUCAAUCAGUUCACAUACAAACAUCAUUUAUCGUUCAUUUUUGUAGAGAGGAGCAGAUAGAAAAGGCGCUGGAAAUAUUCAAUAAGAUAACAGAGGAUGGUAUAGAGCCAACCCUUGUUACUUAUUCAGCGAUGAUUCGUGGAUAUAUGAAUAUGGGGAUGGUUUCUGAUGCUUGGGAUGUAUUUGGUAAGUUGAAACUUAAAGGAUUGUUGCCUGAUUUUGAGACUUAUUCUAUGUUCAUUUCUUGUUUGUGUAAAGCCGGGAAGUCUGAGGAUGGGUUGAAACUUAUACAUGAAAUGUUGAACAGAGGGAUUAUCCCCAGUGCAGUUAAUUUUAGGACAGUGUUUCAUGGAUUGAAUAGGGAAGGGAAGCAAUAUUUAGCUCAUUCUGUACUUCAAACAAAAUGGAAUUUGAAGAGACAAAGGAUGGUCUCGUAUUAAUUUUA
Molecule: messenger RNA, 3170 nt
Organism: Asparagus officinalis (garden asparagus)
Lineage: Eukaryota; Viridiplantae; Streptophyta; Magnoliopsida; Asparagales; Asparagaceae
Product: putative pentatricopeptide repeat-containing protein At5g06400, mitochondrial
Exons: 1
Coding region: 94-3165 (1023 amino acids)
Molecular function (GO): protein binding
Source: RefSeq, a predicted model, not a curated record